Molecule: messenger RNA, 1169 nt
Organism: Salvia miltiorrhiza (redroot sage)
Lineage: Eukaryota; Viridiplantae; Streptophyta; Magnoliopsida; Lamiales; Lamiaceae
Product: meiotic nuclear division protein 1 homolog
Exons: 10
Coding region: 127-807 (226 amino acids)
Biological process (GO): reciprocal meiotic recombination
Cellular component (GO): nucleus
Molecular function (GO): double-stranded DNA binding
Source: RefSeq, a predicted model, not a curated record
UUCCCGCCAAACUAUAUAUACAGAGGUGUAAAAGCGCGAAACCAUUUCAUUCCCAAAUCCCUUGGCUUCCUCAGUACUCUCGUGCUGUUUUCUUCUUUUCGGCGUCCAUCUCAUCACCGUUAUACCAUGUCAAAAAAAAGAGGGCUCUCUUUGGAAGAGAAACGUGAGAAAAUGCUACAGAUUUUCUAUGACUCUCAGGACUUCUUCCUUCUGAAGGAGCUUGAGAAAUCGGGCCCCAAAAAGGGUGUAAUUAUGCAGUCAGUGAAAGAUGUUGUCCAAAGUCUAGUAGACGAUGACCUUGUUUUCAAAGACAAGAUUGGAACUUCUGUAUACUUUUGGAGUCUUCCUAGCUGUGCUGGUAACCAGUUAAGAAAUAUACAGAAAAAGCUCGAUGCUGAUCUCCAGAGUAGUGAAAAACGAUAUGUAGAACUUAAUGAACAGUGCAGUGAUUUGAAGAAGGGACGAGAGGAAUCUGAUGAAAGGGAGGAGGCUCUUGAUGAACUUAAAGCUAUUGAGAAGAAAUAUAACGAGCUCAAGGAUGAAAUUUCACAAUACUCGGACAAUGAUCCAGCUACAUUUGAGGCAAUGAAGCAAGCGACUGAGGUAGCUCUUGCAGCAGCUAAUAGAUGGACAGAUAACAUCUUCACACUGCGACAAUGGUGCUCAAAAAACUUUCCUCAGGCAAAAGAACAACUCGAGCAACUAUACAAUGAGGUCGGAAUAACUGACGACAUUGACUAUUUGGAGUUACCUUCACCAGUUCCACUUUGCUCUAACUGUGACCCGAUGCUCGAAGGGAAUCUUUGAGCUCUGUAGCUUGGGGUGAGAAAGCAGCACACAAUAAAUAUUAAGAAUGAUGGAAUUUUUACUAGUUCUAACAGAAGCUGACUUUCUUCACUUUCUAUAAAGAUUGCUCUUAAAUUUUUACAUGGCAGUGACAGUGAAUUAAUCUUCUCUGCAGAGUAACUGCCAAUUUCCCCAGAUUUUAUCUGAUUUUGGUUAUGGAUACUAUUGAACAUGAGGCCGUUAGGUAUGCUGUAAAUAAUCGUUAUUUUGUUGCGUGUUUGAAUUUGUACCUAUUGUGGAUUAUGCUCAAAUUAGAUUAGAUAUUGUGUAAACACAGGAGAAAUAGUUUUGAAAAUAGUUUGGUGACAUCUUGUCAAAUUAGU